CAGUCUCUCUAAAAGGGAGAAAUGGAAUGAGUGGGAGCUACCCCCGCACAUUCACUUUUUGCCUUGACGUGUGUACUCGCAGCGCGCACGCGCAGAAGGAUGGCCAGGAUUGGUUUGCAGGGCAGCCGUAACUUCUAGUCCCAACCAAUCCAGAUGCAUCGGUGGGGGGUGGGGGGAGGGGCGGCCCAGCCUUAACUGGCGAGCACAGCGUCUGUGCGCGGGUUUCGUCUGGGCUCAGCUGUGGGUGUCGUCCUAGUCCGCGCCAUGGAGUCUGGUCUGAUUAGGCGUUUAGCCCCGCGCCUGGGCAUCGCCGAGCAGGAGGUGCUGAGGAAAGCGGAGGAGUACUUGCGACUGUCGCAUGUGAAGUGUGUUGGCCUGUCUGCACGAACCACAGAAACCAGCAAUGCAGUCAUGUGCCUGGACCUUGCAGCUUCCUGCAUGAAGUGCCCCUUGGACAGAGCUUACUUAAUUAAACUUUCUGGCUUGAACAAGAAGAUGUAUCAGAGUUGUCUUAAAUCUUUUGAGUGUUUAUUGGGCCUGAACUCAAAUAUUGGAAUAAGAGACCUAGCAGUACAGUUUAGCUGCACAGAAGCAGUGAACUUGGCUUCAAAGAUACUGCAAAGCUAUGAGUCCAGUCUUCCACAAACACAGCAAGUGGAUCUUGACUUAUCCAGGCCGCUUUUCACCACUGCUGCCCUGCUCUCAGCUUGCAAGAUUCUAAAGCUAAAGGUGGACAGAAAUAAAAUGGCAGCCACAUCUGGAGUAAAAAAGGCCAUAUUUGAUCGACUCUGUAAACAGUUAGAAAAGAUUGGGCAGCAGAUCGACAGAGAAGCUGGAGAUUCAGUUACUCCACCACAGAAGAAAAAGAAGACAGUGAUUGAACCUUCAGCAAAGGAAAUAGAGAAUGUAGUAGAGACCCUACAUAAACCGCAAAAAGAUGAAGAUCUGACACAAGAUUAUGAAGAAUGGAAAAGGAACAUUUUGGAAAAUGCUGCCAGAGCACAGAAGGCUGCAACACAGUGAUUUCAGCUUCCAGACGAACUUGUUCUGCAAACCAGCAGUGCAUCUGCCACCUCAAGGGAAAUGUGAGGACUUUGGAAAUUUGUGUAAACUUUUAAAACAAAGAUCCUAUUCUUAACGGCAAAGAAGCCAGCCUUGGGGCUGAGCAGGAUGGCUCUGAUAGUGGGCAGCAAAUUCAUUAGAUCAACCACAGUGCCUGGUUGACUCAGCCUUGGCUCCCCACAGGUCUGAACUCUGCAAAAUGUAAUUGAAGCCAUUUUGCUUUUUUGUUUUGUUUUAAGCAAAAGACAGUCUUCUGCCCUAUCCAUAAUAUGAAAUUCAGGCUGAAUGGAGUCUAAAGAUUUUACUUAAGUUUUUGUGUAAAUCUCUUGGUUUGAAUAAAUCCAUAUAUGGUACAAUCUUAAGUUAAUAAAUAUUAUUUUUAUAUGCA
Molecule: messenger RNA, 1450 nt
Organism: Bubalus bubalis (water buffalo)
Lineage: Eukaryota; Metazoa; Chordata; Mammalia; Artiodactyla; Bovidae
Gene: ORC6
Product: origin recognition complex subunit 6
Exons: 7
Coding region: 265-1023 (252 amino acids)
Biological process (GO): DNA replication; DNA replication initiation
Cellular component (GO): nuclear origin of replication recognition complex
Molecular function (GO): DNA binding
Source: RefSeq, a predicted model, not a curated record